This is a messenger RNA of Coffea eugenioides, 1590 nucleotides long. RefSeq names its product metacaspase-4-like. Lineage: Eukaryota; Viridiplantae; Streptophyta; Magnoliopsida; Gentianales; Rubiaceae. The record is from RefSeq and is a predicted model, not a curated record. Gene Ontology annotation, biological process: proteolysis. The transcript is spliced from 2 exons. Bases 80 to 1327 code for a protein of 415 amino acids. Gene Ontology annotation, molecular function: cysteine-type endopeptidase activity.
GCCAUAUUCUACUUAUGCUCCCUCCCACUAUUGACACGUCCACUUCUCUAAAUUCUUAAAAUCCUCGCUAUAUCCUCUCAUGGCGAAGAAGGCAGUGCUGAUCGGCUGCAACUAUCCGGGCACAAAGGCAGAGCUCAAAGGAUGCAUCAACGACGUCCAACGGAUGUACGCUUGUUUAAUCGACCGUUACGGCUUCUCUGAGGAUGACAUCACCACCUUGAUCGACACUGAUUCUUCCUACAGUCAGCCCACUGGCCGGAACAUCCGCCGUGCUCUCUCGGAUCUGAUCAGAUCAGCUAGCCCUGGCGACAUCCUCUUUGUCCACUACAGCGGCCAUGGAACUCGCCUCCCGGCUGAGACCGGCGAGGACGAUGAUACCGGCUAUGAUGAGUGUAUUGUCCCUUGUGAUAUGAACCUAAUUACUGAUGAUGACAUGAGAGACUUGGUUGAUCGGGUACCUGAAGGAUGUCGGAUCACAAUUGUUUCGGAUUCGUGCCAUAGUGGUGGCCUAAUUGACGAGGCCAAAGAGCAAAUUGGAGAGAGCACCAAAAGAUCUUCUUCUCACGCCCAGAGGAAUGAAGAUGAGGGGGGCUUUGGGUUUAGGGAUUUUUUGCAUGAAAAAGUCCGAGAUGCGUUGGAGUCCCGUGGUAUUCAUGGAUUUAGAGGCCACCACCGGAGAGAAGAAGAAGCAGAAGAGGAAGAAGGAGUAGGAGAGGAAUCUGGAUUUACGAGCAGAUCUUUGCCGCUCUCGACCCUUAUUGAUAUACUCAAGCAGAAGACUGGCAAGGAGGAUAUUGAUGUGGGAAAGCUAAGGCCCACGCUGUUUGACAUUUUUGGAGAGGAUGCUAGUCCUAAGGUGAAGAAGUUUAUGAAGGUUAUCAUGAACAGACUCCAGGAGCAUGGUGCUGGAGGCGAGUCUGGUGGUGGAUUUAUGGGGAUGGUUGGAAGUUUGGCUCAUCAGUUCCUCCAGCAGAAGCUGGAGGAAAAUGAUGAGGAUUAUGUGAAACCUGCAUUGGAAACACACGUCGGGAGCAAGCAGGAGGCUUAUGCUGGUGCAACCAAAAGGGAACUUCCUGAUAGUGGCAUUCUGAUCAGUGGAUGUCAAACCUUUCAAACAUCUGCGGAUGCUACCCCUCAGGGUCACAAUAGUGAUUCUUACGGGGCUCUCAGCAAUGCCAUUCAAACCAUAAUUGCUAAGUCAGAUGGUGUCAUUACAAAUCAGGAACUUGUGUUGAAGACCAGGGAGUUGCUGAAAAGACAGGGCUUCACUCAGCAGCCAGGCCUCUAUUGCAGCGACCAUCAUGUUGAUGCUCCUUUUGUGUGCUAGCUGUGGCCUAAUUUUUCUAAGAUCAAAAAAUUGCUGCAAUAUAAUAAAAUGUAAACUGAACAAGAGUGUUGAGUUUGUUUGGCAUGUGGUUGUGUUUGGUUUAGUUGCUUUGGAGGAUAAAUACUUAAUGUUGCAUUCAGCUGAUGUGUUGUAACCGCAAAUUUAAAUUAGUUGUAUUUAUUCCAAAACCCAGGACUUGUGGCUUGUAAAUUAUACUGCAGUUUUUUUCAAGCACUUAAUUGCAAUAUGGGUUAUGAUGAUAA